Messenger RNA from [Torrubiella] hemipterigena, 1695 nucleotides. NCBI's taxonomy places the organism in Eukaryota, Fungi, Ascomycota, Sordariomycetes, Hypocreales, Clavicipitaceae. The record is from the annotation of a GenBank genome assembly.
AUGACGACUGACAAGGUCAAUCCCACGGUGGACCACCAGGACAAGCCCGUCCACGAGGCUGUUGAGGUCUCACAGCAGGGCAGCGAUGAGCAAGUUGACAACUUGAUUGAUGACAUGGAGUCGCAGCUAGAGGCUGCGGGCGGCAUCAAAACGGGCUUCUUUAAUAUUCAAUUCAAGAACCCCAAACAUUUCACCUGGCUCCUGGUCGCUUUUGCGUCCAUGGGAGGUCUCCUUUCCGGCCUUGAUCAGAGUCUCAUCUCUGGUGCCAACCUUUACCUCCCGGCCGAUCUGAAUCUCGAUACCCGCCAAAACAGCUUGGUCAAUGCUGGUAUGCCGCUUGGCGCUGUCGGUGGCGCACUCAUCUUGUCGCCCGCCAACGAAUACUUUGGCCGUAAAGGAGCCAUUAUCCUUUCCAUCAUUCUCUACACCAUUGGCGCUGCGCUUGAGGCAGGUGCUCUGGAUUUUGGCAUGAUUGUUGCCGGUCGCGUUGUCCUUGGCCUGGGUGUCGGUCUCGAAGGCGGUACUGUUCCGGUAUACGUCGCAGAGACCGUUGAGCGCCGCAUUCGCGGCAACUUGGUGUCGCUGUAUCAGUUCAACAUCGCCUUAGGAGAGGUUCUUGGUUAUGCUGUGGCGGCAAUGUUCCUCAGAGUCCCUGGCAACUGGCGCUAUAUUCUCGGUUCUUCCCUUCUCUUCUCCACCAUCAUGUUCUUCGGAAUGCUCUUCCUUCCCGAAAGCCCUCGAUAUUUAAUGCACAAGGGUCGUGUUCUCGAUGCGUUCAAGGUCUGGAAGCGAAUCCGUGGUGUUGAAGACGCUGAGUCUCGACAAGAGUUUUACGUCAUGUCUGCGAGCGUCCUACAAGAAGAGACAGCUGUGCAUGAAGGCGCUCAAAAUAAGAGAUUCCCUUGGAUGGACUUUUUCACGGUUCCUCGCGCUCGUCGCGCUUUGGUUUACGCCAACAUCAUGAUCCUUCUUGGCCAGCUCACUGGUGUCAACGCAAUCAUGUACUACAUGUCGGUUUUGAUGAACGAAAUUGGUUUCGAUAAAGAGCAAGCAAACUAUAUGUCGCUUGUUGGUGGAGGUUCACUUCUUCUUGGCACUAUCCCGGCCAUUUUCCUGAUGGAAACCUGUGGUCGUCGCUUUUGGGCCAUUAUGAUGUUACCCGGUUUCUUCAUCGGAUUGGUCAUCAUCGGUAUUGCUCAGAAAAUAGACCCAGCAACCAACCUACAGGCUGCAGAGGGCGUGUAUCUGACUGGCCUUAUCAUUUACAUGGGCUUUUUCGGUUCGUACGCCUGUCUGACAUGGGUAGUACCGUCUGAGGUCUACCCGACCUAUCUUCGUCAUUACGGCAUGACUACUUCAGACGCUCUUCUCUUCCUCGCGUCAUUUGUUGUUACAUACAACUUUAGUGCCAUGAAGGAUGCCAUGUCGCCCACCGGUCUUAUGCUUGGAUUCUAUGGCGGCAUCGCAGUAAUCGGCGAGGUGUAUCAAAUCUUCUUCAUGCCCGAGACGAAAAACAAGACCUUGGAAGAGAUUGAUCAGGUUUUCUCUCGACCUACCAUGGAUAUUGUGCGCGAAAACUGGGCUGGUGUCAAGUCCACAAUGAAUGAUGUCUUCCAUGGUCGCUUCAGUAAGAUUUUGGCAGAACAGACAGCCAGAGAGGAUUACCUAGUCAGGGACGAAAAGGCAAGUGCUUAG